GAAUGCCACUCGGAAUAUCUCAGCGAUUACCGAUGGACUUUUCUUUGGCCGAAAUGUUGCGAAAAGAAAGUCCACGAACGAAAAAAUAAAUGGACAAAAAUUGUCCGUUAUCAAUGACCAUUAGUGAGAAGGUAAAUCAGGGGGGACAAUCUACUCCACUGUAAGAUUGAAUGGUUUAUUCCAGAAUGUCAACUAGUACUCAUGCCACAAAGUUGUCCAAGAAAUCAGUUCUUCUAUUCAGGGCUCCAAAGGAAGGCACAACGGAUCUGUUUGAGAAAGAACUAAGAGAACAUAAAUACGAACCAGUUAGUAUACCAGUACUAGACUUCAACUAUAUCAACAUUGAUAAACUCUCACAAUGUUUGAUACAGUAUAGGGACUACUCGGCUAUAGUGUUCACAAGUCAACGAGCUGUGGAGGCCACACAACUAUCCAUUUCAGAUUCCAGUAAAGAAGUUAAUUACAGUGACCUAACUUGUUAUGUUGUUGGAGGUAGCACAUGUAAAGCUGCUAAAGAUGCAGGAUUUAAUGCAGUGUAUGGUGAUGCUGGAAAUGCAGAAAAAUUAGCAGAAUAUAUCACAACAGAGGAAAAGUGCAGAGAUAAACCAAUACUUUAUCCCUGUGGAAAUCUAAGGAGAGACACUUUGUCAAAGAAAUUAAAAGAAGCAGGAUUCUGCUUGAAUGAAAUUGAAGUAUAUGAGACUGUGAGAAAUAAAUCAAUAAAAUUAAAAGUAGAAGAAUUAAUACAACAUCAGGGACUACCAGAAUAUGUGGUGUAUUUUAGUCCAUCAGGGGUUCAAUAUACAGAAGAUAUAGUCUCAUCAGGUAUUCUUCCACUUGACCAGUUGAAGGUAAUUGCAAUAGGUCCAACAACAGAGAAGGAGCUGAGAGAAAAAGAUAUUCCAGUGUACAGUGUAGCAAGCAUCCCUGAUCCAGAGGGACUUAUACAAGCAUUUUCUUAGCAUUAAUUUAUUCUAGUCUUGUUUUUAUUUUAACUCACUCAAGGGUUGAGGAAAUUUCUUAUGUACAUACAAAAUUAACUGAAAAUAAUCUUAGUUAAAUAUUUAUGUCAGAUUUUAGUGUUUUUUAAUUGAUAUGAUUCAUAUGUGACUGACUACUAAAAUUAUAGGAUGGGGUUAUUUUUCCCUUAUUUUUAUAGAGGAAGCCUUUCUGUAAAUUCAGUUGGGCAAUAUAGUGCCAUCCUCACCCUCUUGUUAUUAUGUUACUUUUAAUUAUUCAAUAAUGAUAAAUGAUAUUUUGUUACUAUGUUGAUUUCAAAGAUAUGGUGUGAUGAUGUAUUGUAGCAGUCACUACUGCCACUUGGUGGUGGUGUUGGUAGUGUACACUCUGGAUCACAGCAGUAUAUUGAAUUUACCAGGGCAAAGUUCAGCCACCGCAUUGUUUCUGGGUAAGCUGUCAACGUGUGAAGCAGUUUACCAGUACUAGUUGUCUUCAGUCCCGCAAGGAAUUGAUAACUUCUGUGCAGGCCAGGGCAAAGGCACCGUGCAAAUGACAGUAGAAAGAAUUUCAUGAUCAAUCACAACAAAAAUGACCUGCUCGGUCUGGGAUUCGAACACAGGUCGCCUGAUUGACAGUCCAACGCUCUACCUUUUAAGCUAACUGGACUGCCAAAAUGGCAUUGAUAUUCAUAUAUUGUAAAAAUAGAACUUGUUAAUUUGUUUGUUUAACAGGAAGAUUUUGUCACUGUAACUCUUGAUAGAUGAAAUUCGGAAAUGACUUGAUGUGUAUAAUGUUAUAUCAUUAUACAGAGUGAGCUCUUCCUGAAUAUGAAUAUACCGAAGAAAAAGUUCCUGUAACUGAUAGAAGGAAGAAAAAAGUCAUGUGUUCAGAUUUUGUGUGUUUGAAGAGGAAAACAGUUCUUUCACAUGAAGUGUAAAAAGCUGCAUAUUUGAGGUCUUUGGAUUACAAAACUAUUACUUAUAUAAUAAUUAAAAUAGCCACAGAAUACAUAAAUUGAAAGAAUUUGUAUAUUUCAUUAAAAUGAGCGGAACAAUAAUUUUGUGCCAAAUAAUUGCUAAACCAAUUAGAUCAUUAGAAGAGUGAUAAUUUGUUUCUGAUUUUUGUACAACAUUCAUGUAUGUUAGAUCACAGAGACAUUCUCUGUCACAACUUAUUCGAGAAAUUACAAAAAAGUUAUAAAAGCUAUGUAAUUUUACUGUUUUCAGAUUUUUACAAUUUUUUAAUCGGAUAUAGCUUUAUACCCUUUAACUUUUAGAAAUAACUUAAUUGUGUAUGAUUUAUUUUCUGUUUUAAGUUGUGUACUCUGGCAUUCUUGAAAACAAAUGUUUAAUGUGAUCUAUUAUUUUAAAUUACUUUUUAGACUUCAUUGAAAACUAUCUCUUUAUUUAUUUAUUUUUUGAGUCGUCUUUAAAAUGGUUUUUUUUUCUGAUAAUAUUGUUUUUGUAACCUCAAAGUGUAUAAAGCUAUAUAUAUGCUGCCUAUAUACAAGCGUAUUUCAUAAUUAUUGUUUUUAUUUGAAAAACAGUUCUUCUGUGAUGCCUGUUUUUCAGAGAACUGUGAUUGUAUAUUUAAUUAAGAUCGAAUGGCCCAUGCAGGAAAUUAUUGCUUAACGGUUAAAACUCUACAUGAAAUAGUAUAAUAUUAUGUUUUUGAACAUUUUAUUCUGCUUAAGUAGAAUAUUCUCGUGUGUUAAAUAGCACAGACAUUCUAUGUUACAACUCUUUUGAAAAUUCACCAUAAGAUAAUGUAAACAACAUAAUGAACACUUAUACAUUUUAUAAAUUUUUUCCCUUUAUAUUCCUUUAUAUAACGUUCAAUAAAUACAUUGUUUUGUUUAAGAAUAUGUCUAUUUGUGAUAAAUUUGUUAUUUAUUAUUCUAGGAAUAUAUAUUUAUACAUGAAGAUAAUGAUAUUGUUGCUUAUAACUGAAAAUAGUGUAGGAUCAGAAAAAAAUAACGUUACUGGGCAAAUAUAUUUGCAGCCAGCAGCCACACAAGGAUGUAAGGGGCGUAAAAUAAACAAAAGUAAACUAACAGUUGGUUACCUACCAAUUAAAAAAAAAGUUAGUUUCAUGUAAUUCAGAAAAAGUAAGGCUUUGCUAACCUUAACUGAUUUUCUUGGCACUUGAAACAAGCAAAUUUAAAGGUAGAUAAAAAAACUGGAUACAGGUUCGGCGAUGACUGAUUUUAUGGCUUAUUAUUAUUUUAUUGUACAUGUAUAUAGCAUAACCUCUUAGUUAAACUUUUAUACCUUUUGUUUUUUUUAAAGAAAAGAAUAGAGGUAUUGUUACAGUCAUGUUUGUGCUGCCCCCUCCCCCCAAAAAAACUUUACCAUUGAUCAUAACUUUUUAAGUUCAUAGUGUUACUGUGUAUUGUCUUCAAACUUGGCCACAACAAGCCUUGUGACAAGACCUUUAAGUAGACCAGACUGAACUUGACCUUAAUUCAUAAUGACCUUGAAAUUUGGACCAUGUUCAAAAUUUCAGAUGUAAAUUGAACAUUAUGGUAAUAAUUUAUAUAUGAACAAAAUAAGUGUGACUAGACCUAUCUAUAAAUUUUUUUUUAAAAGAAGGAAAAACUUUUUUUUUCUCCUUUAACUUUUUUCUAAAGGUCUAUAACUUUCUUUUGUUUGCUUUUUAGAAAGAAAAAAAAGCCGAGCGUUGCCCUACACAGCGAUGGCUCUUGUUAAGAUAAUUUAACAAGUUUUUGCAAAAUUUUCUAUGUAGUAGCUGCAUGUAAAAUUUUAUAUUGACUCACAUAAGUUUUUAGCUCACCUGUCACAAAGUGACAGGACAGGGUGAGCUUUUGUGAUCACUUUUCUUCGGGCGUCCGUCCGUCGUCCGUCCGUAAAUUUUACUUUUAAUGACAUCUCCUCAUAAACCACUAAGCCAAUUUCAUCCAAACUUCACAGGAAUGUUCCUUUGGUGGUCACCUUUAAAAAUUGUUCAAAGAAAUUAAUUUCAUGCAGAACUCUGGUUGCCAUGGCAACCAAAAGAAAAAACUUUAAAUAUCUUCUUCUAAAAAACCCUAAGAGCUAGAGCUUAGAUAUUUGGCAUGAAACAUCUUCUAGUGAGUGUCUACCAAGUUUGUUCAAAUAAAAGCCCUGGGGUCAAAAUUGGCCCCGCCCCAGGGGGUCAUUGAUUUUCCCUAUAUGCAUAUAGUAAAAACUUAAAAAUCUUCUUUUAAAGAACCCAAAGAGCUAAGAUAUUUAGCAUGAAACAUCUUAUAAUGAGUGUCUACCAAGUUUGUUCAAAUAAAAGCCCCGGGGUCAAAAUUGGCCCUGCCCCAGGGGGUCAUUGAUUUUCCCUAUAUGCAUUUAGCUAAAACUUAAAAAGUCUUCUUUUAAAGAACUCAAAGAGCUAAGA
Molecule: messenger RNA, 4344 nt
Organism: Ruditapes philippinarum (Manila clam)
Lineage: Eukaryota; Metazoa; Mollusca; Bivalvia; Venerida; Veneridae
Product: uroporphyrinogen-III synthase-like
Exons: 9
Coding region: 171-962 (263 amino acids)
Biological process (GO): uroporphyrinogen III biosynthetic process
Molecular function (GO): uroporphyrinogen-III synthase activity
Source: RefSeq, a predicted model, not a curated record